Molecule: messenger RNA, 4301 nt
Organism: Dermacentor albipictus
Lineage: Eukaryota; Metazoa; Arthropoda; Arachnida; Ixodida; Ixodidae
Product: adipokinetic hormone/corazonin-related peptide receptor variant I-like
Biological process (GO): G protein-coupled receptor signaling pathway; cellular response to hormone stimulus
Cellular component (GO): plasma membrane
Molecular function (GO): G protein-coupled receptor activity; peptide binding
Source: RefSeq, a predicted model, not a curated record
GACAACGCAGGAUGAGCGUUUGUGGCCGAGGAGCGGGCCAUUCAUUUGCCGCUCUAUGGUGCGCCUUGCGCAAAGCGGCGCAGAGUCUAUCGGCCUCGUGAUGUCUCGGUUUAACAUUAUCAUGAAACCGUCGACGUAGACUGCUGCACGGGCAAGGUUUCGAAGUAAGUAGUGAUAGUUCAGCGAAACGCGAAAAUAUCUUUGUGUGAAGAUGGCACAGAAUUCACUGUGAUACACCGGGGAAUGUCGCAUUUGCCAACGAUCGCGUGGUAUUCUCGGAAUUCUGGAGUUAAACUGUCUGCUUUCGAUGUGAACACUAUAGUCGGAAGUGUGCGCCCAGUUAGUGAAUGAACGUGACUUUACUCGCUGGAGAAGAACUGCAGCCUCCAUGGAUACGUGGCUAUUAUUCUUCGCAACCAAACUGUUUCUUUUCCGCCCUCCUGACGACGUCAGAACACUUCGAAGGCGGCCGCUGCUUGAUGCUGGCACAACAGCUACUUCGAAGUGUUAAGUACUUUUUUGUACUUAACCGACGAGUGGAAACUACUCCCCUUUGAAUUAAAUGGAGAGUUCUCAAAAGCAAAGGACAUAAAUGGCAACGAUGGACCGUCUAAGCUAUUAGGAGCAUUGAAAAAAGAAUUUUCAGAUUGGAGCUAUCAGCUACAUUCUGCUGGUUCUCGCUAUAGAUCCGGAAAGCCGAACGAUUAAAAGUUGCUCCAUGUGCAGCAAAAUGACGUGGAGUUUGAGUGGGGAAACCGUUCUCGCAGACGGAACUGUCGCUGUUUUCCAUGCCGACUGCUUUGGACGGGCCAACUAGUGCCAAUUACGAUGGUUUUGAUUGACACGCCUCCGAACCACGAGCUCCUCUCGCCGCCGCUUUAUACGGUGCACAAUGCCACGUCGUCGACGGUGGUGCUGGACGCUAGUGGCGCAACGUCGGCGCUCCCGGAAGAGUUGACGUUCACGCGCAAGUCGCUGGUUCAGGUGAUCGUGUACGUGCUGCUGUUCGUGGCCGCAGCAGCCGGAAACGUGCCUGUCUUCUUGAGUCUGCUUGGCAAACGGGCGCGCAAGUCUCGCAUCAAGUUGAUGAUGUUGCACCUGGCUGUGGCGGACCUGAUCGUCACCUUCGUCAUGAUUCCUCUCGAGGUAGCCUGGCGCCUCACGGUGCGCUGGGUGGCGGGCAACGCUAUGUGCAAGAUCAUGCAGGUUCUUCGUGCGUUCGGCCCGUACCUGUCGUCCAUGGUGCUGGUGUGCAUCAGCGCGGACCGGUACUUCGCCGUGCUGCACCCGCUGAGGGUGCACGACGCCCGCAGGCGAGGAAAGUUCAUGCUGGCCGCGGCGUGGUACAUCAGCAUGGCCUGCAGCCUGCCGCAGGCGCUCAUCUUCCGCGUCAUGGAGCACCCGGAAGUUCAGGGCUUCUGGCAGUGCGUCACCUUCUCGUCGUUCCCAUCGCCCGUUCAUGAGACGCUGUACAACCUCUUCUGCCUGCUUGUACUCUACGGCAUCCCUUUUGGCGCCAUCAUUGUCUCGUAUGGCCGAAUACUUUGGGAAAUACAUCGCCAAGCGAAAGAAUCACACGCCCAGGAACCGGGCGUGGCGGACGCGGCGCCCCGCGCGCGCACGAGGCUCCGGUGCUCGGACAUGCAGCGCAUGCAGCGCGCCCAGUACCGCACCCUGCGCCUGACCGUGGUCAUCGUGCUGGCCUUCUUCUUCUGCUGGACGCCGUACGUCGUGAUGGUGCUGUGGUACCAGCUGGACGCCGAGAGCGCCAAGCACGUCGACGACUACCUCCAGUCGUCGCUGUUCAUGUUCGCCGUGUCCAACUCGUGCGUGAACCCGCUCGUCUACGGCAGCUACACGGGGCGCCUGAGUGCGGGGCGCUGCUUGUCGUCCCGCUGCUGCCAGGCCGACGCGGUCCCGGGCCGGGACGAUCAUCGGCGCUUCUCGUCCUCUUUGAGGCGGUUCUCCAAGCGCACGCUGCAUUCUUGGGUCCCGAGGACUGUGGCCGCCGCCGCCGCCGCCGCCGCCGCCGCCGCCGCUGUUCACCCCAAGGCCGAGUACGGCGCUCUCCACAGGCCGUGCUGCUCGCUGUGCGUUGCUGGCGCGCACGAAAUGUGCGUGUUCAGUGUGGACGUUUUGUGCGUGCACGCUGAGCGAGCGCCUGAAGCCCGCUCGGUGCACAGCGCGCGUUGCCUAAAGUCUAACUGCAGCUCGCCGCUCAGAAAGAACCAAAGCCUGUGAGAAAAAGGCGUGGCUUUGUUGACUUCUGGGAGCCAUGAGCGGCAAGGAAUGUUCUUGUUUCGACCAUUUAGCUCCUGGACUGAAGUCUAACAGCGUAAUGCCGAGCAUCUUGGUCACAAAGACUGAACCAAUCGGGAAUAAAAAACAUAGUGCGCUAUGUCAAGCGCGUGCCCUUCUCUCAUGGCGAUAUUACAAUGGAAGCAAAAGAACGUUGAUCUCGUCAGAAAUCUGUAUACGCGUUGUGCCUACACACAGCAAGAAUCGACACAUAGAUACGGAAAACUGGGAAAGAGUGCCUCCACCUUCCUAAUUCAGGAAAAACUUAGAUAAAAUUUAACAUAAUAUAAAUUACGAAAUAAACCCACAUACUAAAGAAAGGAUGGCAUAGUGAUCUUUCGGUCACAUACGCUCAAUGCAGGGGAAGAAAUCCCAAAGUGGGCUCUUGCUAAGUAUGAGUAUUCAACAUCCUGGUGCGUACUAACAAUUGCUUCAAGUUUGGUUAACGCGCGCACGCGUGAAAAUAUCAAUAAAGAAAAGGACAUUUUUGAGCAUGUAGGGAAAUUUCAAUCUUUAUUACACACAUUUCCUACCUUAACAGCGCUCACUGAGGCUACUCAAUGGAUGUACGCAGUAUAUGAAAUAUUGUGCUUCACCUUGAAGACACAUUUAGGUAGUUUGAGUGGGAAAAUAUAUAUACUAAAUAUUUUUACUCUUAUUGACAUUCCCAAGACACUUUACGCACUUCCAAGUGCUUAUGUGACUGUCUGUCUGUUGGUCAUAGUAUCUUACCGUAUUCCCGCAAUGUUGGCCACUGGCUAGUUCAUAGUUUAAUAGGUAAAGCACGAGUCUGCUGUACUGAUUAAACUGAGUUUGAAACCAACUGCCAGUCCAACUGCGGUCAAGGGGGAUGUAACACUGAGUAUUUACCACUCUUCAAUGAACCUUAUUGACACCACCUUGUGUCAACGGUUGUGUGCGACGGGAUACGUGCAACCCUUCAAUGACACAAAAAAAAAAUGGCCAUAACCCAUCUCACGAUGACUAUCGGCGGUAAUGCGUUUAGCAUUGAAUCAAUAUAGUGACAAGCGUAUCGCCACCGUCGAAACGAGUUUUGUGUGAAGCGAGUGCUGCAGCGGGACUCCGCUUUCGCGCUUCCCUCGGAACACUAGGCGCCAUCUAGCGCUGCCGCCGCGAAGCCUGUGCGCGGCCGCCGAAAUGCACGGCGCGCCGGUGCGUGCGAACGCCGAGGAACGCGGCGUAAUCAGUGGGCGAAGUUAGUCAGACGGAUGGUUUCGAACCCUGUCCCCUCAUCCCAACAACCCAAUGCGCAUUCGACCAUCAACUACCCAGUGAUCCAGGUAGGCGGGAAAACGGGUAGAGAAAUGCGAAGGUACGAAGCCCCCGGAAAACGCGGAAAGUACCUUAAGAACGCUAACAAAUUAAAAAUCACUACCAUUUCUUUGGUGCAGGGCUUAAUCGAACCGACGUCAUAUCUUCACACCACAGACGUUCUCGCUUCCGCCUCUUUCACAAACUUGAUCAUCAGAAUGAAGCAUCGAAAGGCGAUCUUCUUUUUCAACAUAUAUUUCAUUCCAUAGGGAUCCCAAAUGUGAGGUUGGCGUCCCAUCUUGUUGAAGUAACCUGUACAAUAACUCGUUCAUCCCUAAAACCAGUAUCGAAUCAAACCACUUCCCUUCGCUCCGUCGCUACCAUCACCGACUCCAACUUCAAAUGUGCCAUUAAAGAUGCAUUCUUUAAUUUGUAUUUUCUGCACGCCGCUGCACGUAAUUACCAUUACUUUCUGUAAAUCGCUCGAGCCUUGAACGCACUCUUAAUAAAAAAAUGAAUAAACAAACAGAUGUAUUCAAGCAAUCUUGUCUGAAUACAUACAUAUUCGCACAUGUGCCACGCGCAGACUUCGCGGAUAGAUGGUGCGCGGAGUCCAGAGGGAAGGGCGAGGGGCACCCUGCCGCACACGCGCACCACACAUGAUAUGCGGCGGCGAUACAGUUUGUGCCGCUGCAGCUUCAACGCUAAUCGCAUUAACGUGGGUAUUCAUC